Sphaerodactylus townsendi is the source of this 3414-nucleotide messenger RNA. It is a transcript of the gene LONRF1, whose product is annotated as LON peptidase N-terminal domain and ring finger 1. The coding region runs from base 154 to 2166 and encodes 670 amino acids. The transcript has 12 exons. Gene Ontology annotation, molecular function: protein binding. Lineage: Eukaryota; Metazoa; Chordata; Lepidosauria; Squamata; Sphaerodactylidae. The record is from RefSeq and is a predicted model, not a curated record.
AUAUAAGCCUGAGGUGGCGGACGGGGAAGAAAGACGGUUGAAAAAAGCCGCUCGGCAGCGCGCAGGCGCGUCAACCGCUUUCCUCGUGUUUCGGAGAGCGGUGGCGGCCGUUGGCGUCUCCGGCCAGGCGCGCGCAGCAGAAGGAGGGUACGGAUGGCGUCCCCGCCGCUGGCCCCAGAGCCAGGCGGCGACGCGCCGUCGGAGCAGGAGCGGCUGUUGCGGCGCGGGGAGCUGCUGGCGCUGGGCAACCGCCUGAAAGAGGCGCUGGAGGCGUACUCGGCAGCGCUGCGCCUCGGCCCGCCGCUGGUCCCGACCUCGCGCCGCCGCCUGGGCACGCUGGUGGACUGCCUGGUGCUCCACUACCGCCUCCGGCUCACGGACGACAGCGGAGGGGCGCCGGCGGGACUGUUCUGCUGCUGCGGCUGCCGGGGCUUCCUGGGCGAGCCGGUGGUGGCGCCGUGCGGGCACGCCUACUGCCGCCGCUGUCUGCGCGAGGGGCUCCGCGCCCGCUGCCGCCUGUGCGGCCAAGCCCUGGGGGCGUCUACCGUCGUCGCCGUCGUCCUCGGACAGUUGUCGGAGAAAUGGUUCCCGGUGGAGUGCCGGAGGACGCGGACGUGGCGCCGCCUCGGCGAGUUGCUGGGGCAGGGACGGCACCGGGCAGCUCGGGAAGCCGCCAGCCAGGCUUUGGGAGAGGAUCCCAGAGAUUUAAUGCUACGGAUUUAUAGAGCUGAAUCUUCUGCUGCCCUCCAAGAAUUUAAAUUUGCCCUGGAUGACCUAAAUGCUGUUAUCACUGAAAUUCCAAGUUGGCCUGAGGUGUACUUCAGAAGAGCAAAAAUAUUUCGUAGCACUGGCUCUGUAGAUGAUGCCUUGCAGCUUUUUCUUCACUGCCUGGCCCUUGAUGAAGGAUUUCUUCCUGCAAAGCUAGAGGUGGAAAAGAUGCUGUAUGCCUUACUGUCACCAGAAAAUGUGGGAAAACAUCUGAAGGAAUCUGCUUUGAGCUCUCCGCAUGCUCGAAGCAAACAUGUUUCUGAGAUGGAUUUAGAGCCAGAUUUAAGAGUACAACAAGUUACAUCAGAACCUGUUGGAGAAAACUUGUCUCUUGGGGAGUCCACCCGGUCUCUUAUCUCUACAGAAAAAAUUGCCAAAGAAGAUGGAUUAAAAAGGGUUUCUUCUGAACCUUUGCUUUCUGUCCAGGAGAAAGAUGUUUUCUUAAAAAGGAAGUUGUCACUUUCAGAACAAGAUUUUACAAUUUGUGAAGAUAGGAAUAAACAAACAAAAGAAGGAGAAACUACAGAAAAGGGCACUGCCAUUCUACUCGGUUGUGGAGCAGUUCCAAAGGAUUUGAUUGAUGUAUCAGACUUUGAGUGUUCACUUUGUAUGAGACUUUUCUUCCAUCCUGUGACAACUCCUUGUGGCCAUACUUUCUGUAAGAAUUGUUUAGAGCGUUGUUUGGACUAUGCUCCCCAGUGUCCCCUCUGUAAAGAAUGCUUGAAAGAGUAUCUGGCAAGUAGAAAAUACAGCAUAACUCACUUGCUGAAAGCACUAAUUAAGAAGUAUUUGCCUGCUGAGUUAGCUGAGAGAAAAAGGAUUCAUGAUGAAGAAACAGCUGAACAUUCAAGUUUGACUCGUAGUGUUCCAAUUUUUGUUUGCACUAUGGCCUAUCCUACUGUGCCUUGUCCUCUUCAUGUGUUUGAGCCAAGAUAUCGACUAAUGAUUCGAAGGAGUAUAGAAACAGGAACAAAACAAUUUGGGAUGUGUACCAGUGACCCGCAAAAGGGAUUUGCAGAUUAUGGUUGUAUGUUGUACAUUAGAAACAUUGACUAUCUGCCGGAUGGACGGUCUAUUGUUGAUACAGUUGGAUUGAAGAGAUUCACAGUUUUGCAAAGAGGGAUGAAGGACGGGUAUUGCACUGCAGACAUUGAGUAUUUGGAAGAUACAAAGAUUAAAGAUGAAGGUGAGACGAGGAAACUUGGAGAGCUUCAUGAUUUUGUGUACAGUCAGGCUUGCAGCUGGUUUCAAAGUUUAAGAAACAAAUUUCAUACCCAAAUCCUUCAGCAUUUUGGACCAAUGCCAGAGAGGGAAUCAAAUGUACAGGUAAUGAGCAGUAUAAUCACCAAGCAACUCCUAUCACCACUGUCUUAUCAGCUCAAUUUGCUUGUUUACUAGCCAAGCAAGUCAAUCUGUAAAGGGUGUGACAGAUGAUGUCACAAUGGUAAUAGGCAAAAAAGCGAAAAAAAGCAUCCUGAAAAAGAACAAACCACAAUCUGGUGUCAGGCUUUUUACACUUAAGGAAAUAUUAACACAUUUAGGUAACUAUUUUCAGAAACUAUAAUAUCAGGAAUCUACCGGUAUUAGGAUGCAAUUGGAGAUUUUUUUUAAUGCUUGAGUAAUUUUACUUGCCAUCAUCUUGAAAUUGUCUCUUCCCUGGGUUUGAUGGCGAAGACAGCUCAGGAAGUUGCACCAUGAGAAACCCUGUGCAGUACCAGUUCAUGCCCUAUCAUGUUCUCUUUCAACUUAUUGUUGCACUAGAGGCUAUAGAUUACUUUUUUGGUUGAAUUCAUAGGGAAAAACAGAAAUUUUGGGGAAGUAGAAAUGAUAUCUUUUUUUACUAAAACUAAACUUAUCUUACUGCACUAACAUUAAUGUUAUAAUUUAUAACUUAGCCUAUACUUUUCUGCUAUUUACAUAUUUGUGGAAUUUAAAAGCACAAAUGCCUAAUGUUCUAAAAAGUUGUGAACAUAUGCAAUAGCUGAGAGUUGCAUGCAGCUGCACCUGGUGCUACUUUAGCACAUAACGAUAAGAUUUUGUCACCUGAGGCAGGAAUAAAUAAAAGUAAACAAAUGCUAUAGUAAAACAUAAUGUUGCAAAUAUGUUGCACAUAAGAGUUAUCUUAUUCUGUAGUGUAAUUUUCAUACUACAGAUUCUGAAUGAGUAAAAACCAUUAAGAAAAAUAUUUUGGUUUUUUUAACAGUCGCUUAAAUUUCACAAUUUUCCCAGUGGAAAAGUAGGUAAAAAGUUUGCUGGAAAUGCUCAUUUCUUUCUGUCCCCCACCUUACCAGUUUUCUUACCAGGCUUUCAUGUCGAUUGAAGCAGAUAUUUGUAUAUUGUUCAGGGCAUUAAGCAAACUCUCGUCAUAAAACCAAAAUAGAUACUGUAAACUAUUGAGAGUAUUGCUGAAAACCAACUGCUCUGUAGCUUAACUAGCCCUAGAUUCAGUGGUUUUCAUUUCUGGCACUUGAGACCUCAAUCAUGCGCCCUUAAAAUCAUUGUGACAAAUUGAAAAACGGCAACUUUUUAACUCUAGAAAUGCAUGUUGGGAAGAGUGGUAACUUAAAAGGAUGUGUGUAGAUUUAGAAGAUGUAUGUUUAGCACCUGUGCUAUAUUACAAAUGUAAUAAUGCAUUUUGUUUCUUAC